UCAACUACCAACCAUUACAACCAAACAAUAUCAAACGGCAUCCACCCACUACUACUGUAGAACAAGGAAGAAGGGCCGGCAGAAUAACUCGCAAUGGCCUCUUCUUCUGCUCUUCCUCUCCCGCUGUCCUCCACUCCCUCUCCUCCCACUCACCUCCCCAACACCAACAACAGCACCCGCUCUACCCCAACCAUCUCACCAUCAAUGCUAAAGCCCAUCAAAGCCCCUACCCUUCGCUCCCGCCUCAGCAAACUCUGUCAAGAAGGCCAACCCCAUCUUGCCCGCCAACUACUCGACACGAUUCCCAAACCAACCACUGUUCUCUGGAACGCUGUCAUCAUUGGCUUUGUCUGUAACAACAUGCCCCAGGAAGCUCUUUUUCUCUACGGCCGGAUGAAGAAUUCAUCUCUAGCCACCAAAUGUGAUGCCUACACUUACUCUUCCACUCUCAAAGCCUGCGCUGAAACACGCAACUUAAUGCUUGGUAAAGCCGUACAUUGCCAUUUUAUUCGGUGCCAAUCGAAUCCCAGUAGGAUUGUAUAUAAUUCGCUUUUGAACAUGUACUGUACGUGUUUGAGCACACUCGAUGAUGACAGAGUUCACUAUGUAGGUUCUGAUUCUCCAAAGUAUGAUUUGGUACGUAAAGUGUUUGAUACAAUGCGCAAGAGAAAUGUAAUUGCUUGGAAUACUAUGGUGUCAUGGUAUGUAAGGACGGAGCAAAAUGUGGAAGCAUUUAAGCAAUUUAGGAUGAUGAUAAAAAUGGGAAUAAAACCGAGUGCCGUGAGCUUUGUAAAUGUCUUUCCGGCUAUUUGGAAGCUCGAAGACUUUAAGAAUGCGAAUAUUCUUUAUGGAAUGCUCCUUAAGUUGGGAAGUGAAUAUGUCAAUGACUUGUUUGUUGUGAGUUCAGCUAUAUUCAUGUAUUCUGAGCUUGGUUUCCUUGAUAUGGCUAAAAAGAUAUUUGAUUGUUGUUUGGAGAGGAAUACAGAAGUUUGGAACACUAUGAUUGGUGGUUAUGUUCAGAAUAACUGUCCCGUUGAAGGAAUCGGUCUCUUCCUUGAAGCCAUAGAAUCAGAACACACUGUUCUCGAUGAUGUAACUUUUCUUUCAGCUUUGACUGCAGUUUCGCAGUUGCAGUACUUGAAAUUGGCUCAACAGCUACAUGCUUUUAUACUUAAGAAUUUAUCAGUGUUACCUGUUAUUAUACUGAAUGCAAUUAUUGUCAUGUAUUCAAGGUGCAACUCUGUUGAGACCUCGUUCAAAAUUUUUCAUAAGAUGCUGGAAAGGGAUGUUGUUUCAUGGAAUACUAUGGUUUCUGCUCUAGUACAGAAUGGGUUAGAUGAUGAAGGGUUGAUGCUUGUCUAUGAAAUGCAGAAGCAAGGAUUCCUGAUUGAUUAUGUAACAGUGACAGCUCUUCUUUCAGCAGCUUCAAAUCUCAGGAACAAAGAUAUCGGGAAGCAGAUCCAUGCUUAUCUAACUAGGCAUGGAAUACAAUUUGAGGGAAUGGAGAGUUAUCUUAUAGACAUGUAUGCUAAAUCUGGUUUAAUUAGGACUGCACAAUUACUGUUUGAGAAAACCUUUACCCAUGAUAGAGACCAGGCCACGUGGAAUGCUAUGAUUGCUGGGUACACACAAAAUGGUCUCACUAAUCAAGCUUUUGUUGUCUUUAGGAAGAUGCUCGAGCAGAAUGUAAUACCCAAUGCUGUAACGAUAGCAUCAGUUCUCCCAGCUUGUAAUCCAAUGGGGAGAAUAGAUUUAGGGAAGCAGCUCCAUGGAUACUGUGUACGCCACUAUCUAGACCAAAAUGUCUAUGUGGGAACUGCUUUAGUUGAUAUGUAUUCCAAAUCUGGUUCAGUCACUUACGCUGAAAAUGUGUUUAUUAGGACACCUGAGAAGAAUUCUGUCACAUGCACCACAAUGAUAUUGAGCUAUGGUCAGCAUGGGAUGGGCGAGAGAGCUCUCUCUUUGUUUUACUCAAUGCAGGGAUCUGGUAUUAAACCUGAUGCCAUCACCUUUGUUGCGGUCAUGUCUGCUUGCAGUUAUGCUGGUUUGGUUGGUGAAGGACUUAAAAUAUUUGAGUCUAUGGAAAAAGAAUUUAAUAUUCAACCCUCAACUGAGCACUAUUGUUGUGUUGCUGACAUGUUAGGGAGAGUUGGAAGGGUUGUUGAAGCCUACGAGUUUGUUGAAGGAUUGGGUGAAGAGGCAAAUGUGCUAGAAAUUUGGGGAUCACUUCUUGGGGCUUGCAGAAUUCAUGAACAGUUUGAAUUGGGAAGAGUUGUUGCUGGGAAGUUGCUCGAAAUGGAGACUGUAAAUGGCAUGACGGGCUACCAUGUUUUGGCCUCAAAUAUGUAUGCAGAGGAAGGAAACUGGGAAGAUGUUGAUAAAUUGAGGAAACAAAUGAGGGAAAAAGGUUUGAGGAAGGAGACAGGAUAUAGUUGGAUCGAGACUGCUGGAUUUGUGAACAGUUUUGUGUCUAGGGAUAGAAAGCACCCUCAAUGUGAUGAGAUAUAUUAUAUUUUAAAAAGUUUGGCUAUGGAGAUGAAAGAUGCUGGUUAUAGACCUUGUCUUGCUUCCAAUGCAGAUGGGAUCUCGGAAUUUGUUGACAUCUUUGGAAUAUAAAUGGAAACAUACUACUUCAUGGUUUACUGAACUGGAGGCAGCUAGCUAGAGGCAACUGGAUUGGUCAAUGUCUGUUGAGUCACUUGGCUUGUGCUUAUAAUUGAUUUUAACUUAAUGGUAUGUUUAGUUUGUCCAACUAUGACAGAGUUGAAGCUCUGCUGGUUUGCUGAGCUGGUUGGCAUCUUUCUGAAGCAGAUUGUGCAAAGCGCUGUGCAAGCCUGUUGAUAUGGUGGAUGGUGGUGAACUUGAGCAGUAGGGAUUAAUCUGGCUGGGUUGGAUAAGCUACCUUGAACCGACUAAAAAAGAAAUUAUCCCCAAGCCAAUGGCCAAAAGUUCCACAUCUAUGUUCACAGAAGUGUUAGUACUUGCACUUUCCCCAACUUCUGCACCUGUGGUGCAUGUUGUGGCUUCCACUAGGAUACCAUGAACACAGGGUCCAUGUCAUCCUCUGACCCUUCUUUCUGCUUCUACAAUGGCAGUUUCGCAUUUUCUUCAUUAGCAGGAAAGGAAGGCUUCUAGGUAAUGCUGCUAUCAACCUUAAGAGUUCUUUUAGAGUUGCUUUUUGGAGAAUUUCAGCCUUUUUUCUUACGGCAACUCAGACUACACGAGUUGUGCAGAAGAAUUAUGGAAAAUAACAGAAAGAAUUCCCAGAGUUUCUUUAAAACAAUGCAGAGUGUUGAACUCCAAAAUCGGGUCUAGACAAUCUCUUUAUGCAUUUGCAAUGCCAGGAGUUUGGUACAUAUAAGAAGUUGCCUGCAUACAUCCGUAACAUCUCAUUGUCUUGCUUGGAAUGUGGGAAAAAAUGGUUAGUUUGAUUCAACGUGAAAGACUGAAGGACCCCAGUGAACCCGUGUAUAGAGAAAA
Alnus glutinosa is the source of this 3480-nucleotide messenger RNA. RefSeq names its product pentatricopeptide repeat-containing protein At3g22150, chloroplastic. Gene Ontology annotation, biological process: RNA modification. Gene Ontology annotation, molecular function: RNA binding; protein binding. Lineage: Eukaryota; Viridiplantae; Streptophyta; Magnoliopsida; Fagales; Betulaceae. The transcript has 3 exons. The record is from RefSeq and is a predicted model, not a curated record. The coding region runs from base 94 to 2616 and encodes 840 amino acids.